Caenorhabditis remanei is the source of this 1584-nucleotide messenger RNA. RefSeq lists its product as uncharacterized. NCBI's taxonomy places the organism in Eukaryota, Metazoa, Nematoda, Chromadorea, Rhabditida, Rhabditidae. Gene Ontology annotation, molecular function: UDP-glycosyltransferase activity. The transcript has 7 exons. The coding region runs from base 1 to 1584 and encodes 527 amino acids. The record is from RefSeq and is a predicted model, not a curated record.
AUGAGGUUACUAUCUGUUGUCUUCCUUCUCACCACGAUAUGUUCAGUCAAUUCUUACAAAAUUCUAUUCUACACGAAUCUAUUCGGACACAGUCAUGUGAAAUUUUUGGCGGCAGCUGCGGAUACUCUGACUGAUGCAGGACAUAAUGUGACCGUCCUGGUUUCAGUCUUCGAAGCCAGUCUCUCCACUUCUUUGAAAUCAACAAAAAAUGUGAUAACAGUAAAUGCACACGGUAAAGUGGAAGAUUUCAUCAAGGCAAGAUCCAAAAUGCUUGCUAACAUGUGGUUGGAAAACAUGAGUCCGGUGAACAUGAUCAAAAAAAUUGGAACCAUGGCCACUAUCUUCAGCUCUCAAUGCAGAGAAGUGUUGAGUAACACCGCGUUAAUCGAGAAACUCAAAGCUGAAAAUUACGAUUUGGCAAUCACAGAACCUUUUGAUACUUGUGCUUAUCCAUUCUUCGAAGCGAUCAACAUCCGAGCCCACGUGGCAGUUCUCUCUUCCAGUCGCCUUGAUCAUGUCAGUGACGUCAUCGGACAACCAGCUGCACCAAGUUACAAUCCGGGACUUUUAUCUGCAAACGGAGAUAAAAUGACGAUUGGACAAAGAUUCGUGAAUAUGAUUCAAUACAUGUGUGGAUCCUACUUCUUCAGUUAUGUUGGAGAUGCUGAUGCUGCAGUUGCGAAGGAGAUCAAUGCCACGUGGAGAACAUGGAGAGAAACUGUUCCAGAAGCCUCGUUUGUACUGACUAAUCAGAUUCCACUGCUGGAUUUCCCAGCACCAACUUUCGAUAAGAUUGUUCCAGUUGGAGGAUUAUCGGUCAAAACUGACAAGAAAGCAAUGAAACUUGAUGAGAAAUGGAGCAAGAUUUUGGAUAAAAGGAAGAAAAAUGUGUUCAUUUCAUUCGGAUCAAAUGCUAGAUCGAUGGAUAUGCCAGCAGAAUACAAGAAUUCUCUCGUCCAAGUCAUUAAGAAUAUGCCUGAUACUACUUUCAUCUGGAAAUAUGAAGAUCUCACUGACAAGUUCACCGAAGGGAUUCCAAAUGUGUACCUAGGAGACUGGCUUCCACAGAACGAACUUCUUGCUGAUCCGAGAUUGAAUGUUUUCUUGACUCACGGAGGAUUGGGAUCAGUUACAGAACUGUCUAUGAUGGGAACUCCAGCAGUUAUGGUCCCCCUCUUCGCUGAUCAAUCUCGAAACGCUCAAAUGCUGAAAAGACACGGAGGAGCUGCAGUCCUCACCAAGACAGAUCUCUCCAAUACAAAACUUGUUCAAGAAACGAUUGAAGACGUUCUGAACAAUCCAAAAUACCGUGAGAAUGCGGAAAGACUCGCUGAGAUGCUCAAUAAUCAACCAACAAAUCCAAAAGAGACACUUGUGAAAUACGUUGAGUUCGCUGCAAGAUUCGGAAAACUGCCAUCUUUGGACAAUUACGGAAGACAUCAGACAUUCGCACAGUACUUUUUCUUGGAUAUAAUUGCAAUCAUCUCUCUGAUCACUCUUGUCGCUUCGUAUAUUUCUUAUAGGGUACUGAGGUGUGUAGUCAGAAGAUUUUUAGGAUCGGCAACUAAGAGCAAGAAAGAAUAA